Molecule: messenger RNA, 885 nt
Organism: Gryllus bimaculatus (two-spotted cricket)
Lineage: Eukaryota; Metazoa; Arthropoda; Insecta; Orthoptera; Gryllidae
Source: the annotation of a GenBank genome assembly
AUGAGUGACGUAGAGGAUGAACCGCAACAGAAAAUAUCUGGUCCAUUGGAAAACGCGUGGGACAUGAAAGUUCCCGAGUUUCGACCUGAAGAUAAUCCACAUCGACUUUUAGAAGAAAGUUCAUUUGCAACAUUAUUUCCUAAGUAUAGAGAACAAUAUGUUCGUGAAUGUUGGCCAUUAGUGCAGAAAGUUCUUGCAGGCCAUUUCAUAAAGGCGGAACUUGACCUUGUGGAAGGCACAAUGACAGUGCGAACAACUAGACAGACAUGGGAUCCUUAUAUUAUAAUAAAAGCACGAGAUUUAAUUAAACUCAUAGCUAGAAGUGUUCCUUUUGAACAAGCUCAACGUGUUUUGGAAGAUGAUGUAGCAUGUGAUAUAAUUAAAAUUGGUAAUUCAAUAAAAAAUAAAGAACAAUUUGUGAAAAGGCGCCAACGUUUAAUUGGCCCCAAUGGUUGUACAUUGAAGUCUAUUGAACUUUUGACAAAAUGUUAUAUACUUGUUCAGGGUAAUACUGUGGCAGCUGUUGGCCCGUAUAGAGGAUUAACUGAUGUUCGAAAAAUUGUUCAAGAUACAAUGUAUAACCUUCAUCCAGUAUAUGCGAUAAAACAGUUAAUGAUAAAACGGGAAAUAGCAAAGGAUCCAAAACUGAGAAACGAAAGUUGGGAAAGAUUUCUUCCUAAGUUUCAGAAGAAAAAUGUCAGUAAACGCAAAGAACCUAAGAAGAAGCGUAAUAAGAAGGAAUAUACUCCGUUCCCGCCACCUCAACCUGAAAGCAAAAUUGACAAGCAACUGGCUAGUGGAGAGUACUUUCUUAAGGAUGAAGAACGAAUGGCUAAAAAGCGGAAAGAGAAAGAUGAGAAGCAAAUUGAGGCUCGUAAGAGAUGA